Molecule: messenger RNA, 4613 nt
Organism: Dama dama (fallow deer)
Lineage: Eukaryota; Metazoa; Chordata; Mammalia; Artiodactyla; Cervidae
Gene: RPGRIP1
Product: RPGR interacting protein 1
Biological process (GO): non-motile cilium assembly; retinal rod cell development
Cellular component (GO): photoreceptor connecting cilium
Molecular function (GO): thromboxane A2 receptor binding
Source: RefSeq, a predicted model, not a curated record
UCAGAGCGUUUAGAAGGCGGCCCACCCGGAUCUUGGAAUUCCCGCGGCGCGGGGGGCGGGUAAAGAUUGCCGGGUCUUGUUUGGUAGACUUCCGAAAGGUCUGCCCUAGCUCCCGGCCUGGGUAAAAGGAAAAGCUGUAGCCCGUGGUGUGGACCAAAAAAAAUUGUUUUUUUCUUUGACUGGGGAGAGAGCACUAAAAGCUAGAAUACAAACCAGCCCUGCAGUUUUUCCAACCCUAGAGCUCCUUUCUGGACAUUUCUCAGCUUGCCAAGCCCUUCAGACAACCCAUUGUUUCACGCAAAACAACUGACUUAGUCACCUCUCCACAGCAAAAGAAACAGAAAAAGUGCAGGACCUUCAAGCUCUGAUCUGCAAAGAGUUAACAUCUUAAGAGCUAAACAGAACUGUAUUAACUCCUCUCUUAACAAGCCAGGAAGACAAGAGGAUUCUGCCGGACUGGAGGACACCAAAACAGUUAGAGAAAAGGAUAAGAGAGAGCUCUCUAGAGGAAGCAAGAACUUGUCCUGUGGUAUCUCUCAUAGCUUGGGAGAUGAUAUGACAUCUUAUCUUCUGGAGGACCAUACAGCAAAGGACCUGAUAGGAGACAUAGACUCAAUACCUCUGAUGAUACCAGCCUCGAAAGGUAAGAAUACAAAAACUCAACCACCCUUGAGCAGGAUGACUCGGGAUGAAUUGGAGGACAGUUUGUUUCGUCUUCGUGAAGAGCACAUGUUGGUGAAGGAGCGUUUUUGGAAGCAACAAGAUGAGAUCAAAAGGAUGAGAACAGCCUUGCUCCGGUUAACCGCAGCAGGCCGGGGCCUGCGGGCCGAGGCGGCCGCGGCGGAGCCUCAGCUCUGGGAGCCCGCUAGACGGCGGCGGAACGCAGCGUGGCGGCAGCGCCCCCUCAAGCACCAGCGUCCCCCGCUGCAGGGGCUCCCGCUGCAGGUCCAGCGCGUCGGCCCCCCUGCUCCCCGCCGCACCCAGCCUCGCGUCCACGCGGGACACAGACAGCUCCACACCGCCGGGGCACCGGAGGCAGAGAAACCCAGGAGAGAGUCAAGGGACAGGCUGAGCUACACAGCCCCUCCCACAUUCAAGGAACAUGUGACAAAUGAAAAAGCCAGAGGUGAAGUAUCCAGUGAACCCAGCGAACUUGUUCCUAAUUCUAACAGGAAAAUCUCUUUUAGCAAAGUCAUAAUUAUGACUAAGCUCAUUGGUCUAUGCAUGCCUAACAGUGCCCACUUUAUGACCAGCGAUACUAUGCAAGUGGAAGAACCACCCAAGUCUCCUGAGAAAAUGUGGUCCAAAGAUGAAAAUUUUGAACAGAGAAGCUCUUUGGAGAGUACUGAGAAGGCCACAGAGCUUCGAGCUUCCAUUAAAGAGAAUAUACAGCUGAUUCGACUUAAGAAGCUCUUACAUGAAAGGAAUACCUCUUUGGCAGUGACAAAGGCACAAUUAACAGAAGUUCAGGCCGCAUAUGAAACUCUGCUCCAUAAGAAUCAGGGAAUCCUGGGCGCAGCCCACGAUGCCCUCCUCAGCCAAGUGAAUGAGCUCAGGGCAGAGCUCCAGGAGGAGAGCAAGAAGGCCGUGAGCUGGAAGAGCCAAGUGGAAGAUGUGUCCAUCCUGCAGAUAACCCUGAAGGAGUUUCAGGAGAGAGUUGAAGAUUUGGAAAAAGAACGAAAAUUGCUGAAUGACAAUUAUGACAAACUCUUAGAAAACAUGUUGGAUAGCAGCAAUCAGCCUCAGUGGAGCCAUGAGCUUGGAGAGCAGCUACAGCAGAAAGUCUCUCAGUUGCAGGAUCAACUGGAUGUUGAGAUGAAAGAGAAGAGAGAAAUCUUACUUCAGCUCUCACAAGAGAAAGCUCAAAACAAAGAUCUGGAGCUUGAGCUCACCAACUUGCUUCAGAAGCAUAGACAGGAAGUAGAGGAUCUCCAAAAUAUAAGCACAUUUUCCCAAUCUCCUGACAGGCAAUCUGCACCAGCCACUCACCCAGCUCUAUUUCAAGAGACCACUCAGAUAAAGCCCUGUGAACCAAAAAGCCAGGAAGAAAAAAAACUGUCCCAGAUGUUAAGCGAGUUGCAAGUAUCACAUGCAGAGACCACAUUGGAACUAGAAAAGACCAGAGACAUGCUUAUUCUGCAGCGCAAAAUCAACGUGUGUUAUCAGGAGGAACUGGAAGCAAUGAUGACAAAAGCCGAUAAUGAAAAUAAAGAUCACAAAGAAAAACUGGAGAGGUUGAAUCAACUCCUAGACCUCAAGAACAAGCGUAUCAAUCAGCUGGAAGGUAUUUUAAGAAGCCAUGGCCUUCCAGUAUCCGAACAGCUUAAAGACGUGGCUUAUGGCACCCGACACUUGCCAUUAUGUCUGAAACCACUGCCAGCCCAUGAAGAUGAGGAUAAAGUGGACAUUUCUCCACGGCAUCAGAGUGAGAACCUUUUUGAACUGCACAUCCAUCAGGCCUUUCUGACCUCUGCUGCCCUGGCUCAGGCUGGAGACACUCAACCUACCACUUUCUGCACCUAUUCCUUCUAUGACUUUGAAACCCACUGUACCCCACUAGUUGUGGGGCCGCAGCCUCUCUAUGACUUCACCUCCCAGUAUGUGGUAGAGACAGACUCCCUCUUCUUGCACUACCUUCAAGGGGCUUCAGCCCAGCUUGAGCUACACCAAGCAAUAGCCAGUGAGCACCACACCCUUGCAGCUGGAUGGAUUUGCUUUGACAGGGUUCUAGAAACUGUAGAGAGAAUCCACGGCUCCGCCACACUUACUGGAACUGGUGGAGAAGUCUUUGGGGUGCUAGAGUACUGGAUGAGGCUGCGCUUCCCCAUGAGAUCCAGUCUACAAGCAUACAAUAAGCGAAAGAAAGCCCAGGCAUACUUGGCAGCCAAUGUGCUUGGAGCCUGGGAAGCCCAGAAGGAUGAGUCCAGAUCGGGGACCUGGAAGAAUCAGAAUGAGCUGCGGGUGGAAAUCAUCCAAUGCUGUGGCCUCCGGAGCCGAUCGCUGGGAGCCCAACCCAGUCCUUACGUCAUGUAUCGCUUCUUUACCUUUUCUGACCACGACACGCCCAUCAUUCCGGCCAGUAACAAUCCCUACUUCAGAGACCUGGCUCGGUUCCCAGUGCUUGUGAGUUCUGACCUGGAUCAGUAUCUGAGGCGGGAGGCCCUCUCUGUGUACGUUUUUGAUGACGAAGACCCAGAGCCUGGCUCGUACCUUGGCCGAGGCCAAGUGCCCUUGCUUCCUCUUGCACAAAACAAAUCCAUUCAAGGUAAUUUUAACCUCACUAACCCUGUGGGGGAACCCAAUGGAUCUGUUCAGGUGCAACUGGAUUGGGGGUCUUGCUACAUACCCCCGGAGAGCUUCCCAAAGCCAGAAGCUCAGAGUGAGGAGAACACCAGGGAUGCUUUAGAGACGUCAAUAGAAGAGGAAGAGGCUUCCUUUCCUCCCCAGGACCAGAUGGUAUCUAUUGAUAGUCCCACUGAAGCUGGCCAAUAUGAAACUAAAAGAAAACCUCCUCAGGUGGGAGAAAGGAAGGAAAGGGAACACCAGGUCGCAGGCUACUCAAGAAGAAAACAUGGCAGAAAAACAGGCAUCCAAGGAAAAAACAGAAUGGAGUAUCUUAGUCAUAACCUCUUAAAUGGAAAUACACUACAGCAGGUGAAGUACGUUGAAUGGAAAUUCUCAGGGCUUAAGAUGUCCACAGAUCAUGUUUUAAAAAAUCAGCAAAAGGAAGAGGAAAUGACAUCAUCCUAUUCAGCACAGAUACUAAAGGAAACCCCACAUCCUGUGAAUGAUAAAGAAUUCUGUGAACAAGCUUCUGAAGUCAGUGAAGCACAAACUACAGACAGCGAUGAGAUAGUAACACCUGUAUCUCAGAAAUGUCCUAAGGCGGGUUCAGAGAAGAUGUGCAUUGAAAUCGUCUCCCUGGCCUUCUACCCAGAGGCUGAAGUGAUGUGUGAUGAGAACGUGGAACAGGUGUAUGUGGAAUACAAGUUCUAUGAUCUGCCCUUGUCAGAGACGGAGACUCCAGUAUCCCUGAGGAAACCGAGAGCAGGAGAAGAGAUCCACUUCCACUUCAGCAAGGUGAUAGAUCUGGACCCAGUGGAGCAAAAAGAACGGAGGCAGUUUCUGUUCACCAUGCUGACUGGACAAGAUCCCGAGCAAGGACAUUUAAAGUUUACAGUAGUAAGUGAUCCUAUUGAGGAGGAAACGAAAGAAUGUCAAGAAGUAGGCUACGCAUAUCUGGAACUGUGGCCAAUCCUGGUAUCAGGAAGAGACAUCCUAGAGCAAGAUCUAGACAUUGUUAGCCCUGAAGAUCAGGCUACCCCCAUAGGAAAGCUCAAGGUGUCCCUUCAAGCUGCUGCUGCCCUCCAUGCUAUUUACAAGGAGAUGACUGAAGAUUUGUUUUCAUGAUGGAACAAAUGCUAGUCCAUUCUAAACCCUGAGGGAACCAUAGUAAAAAGCCUCUUAUAAAGUAACUUGCUCUACCAUGAAUUUGGUUUACUGUGAUGUCUCAACCUAAUCAUGAAAGUUCAGCAUGAUAAAAGUUUCUUUUUGUAAUACUAGCUGGAUAAAGAGAAUUAAUCUCUAUGUCUUAGCACUUUUCUAGGAGAGAA